UAUUUGGAUUGUUUAACAGGAUAUGACGUCAUAAAGCAACUACGUCAAGAGACGUCGUUUAGUUCCUGCGUUGAUGCCGUUGACAACAGAAACUGGUUGCGGGAGGUGAAAGACGGGAUCAUUAGUUUAAGCCGCGGGAUUAACAAAUAUAAUCAUAAAUGCGUUAUAAAGAUACAGAUGUAGACCCUGGCGGGGAGCCAAAGCCUGGGGAACAAGUUUCUACUACAAACACGAAAAGUCCACAGAUUGGAAAACAUGUCCAAGACCCGGACUCUAUGCUAAACACAUUUAUACAAUGGGUUACAAAACCUGAAAAGGGCAAGAAAGUCGUAAAACCAAAGCAGCAAAAAGAGAAACCGGAGAAAGUGACAAAAAAGCUGAACUUUUUGAAGAAAAGUCGCUCCGACAAAGGCGCAACAAGUGAAGAGCUUAAGCUUCUCAGAGAACGUCUCUCAAGACUAGAGAGUAACCCUUUGCUACAAAAUGUGCACUUUUCACGUCCAUCUACGCCACAAGCAAUACCUAGCACCAGUACUGGUGAACCAAGUAACAACUCAUGUGUUGAUAGAUACCGAGUGAUGUACUUGUUGGUCAGGGUAGAACAGGAACUAGACCAUACAAGAAGGGUUGUGCACAACAUGCAAGAAAAGGGCGCGAAAAGAUCACGAGUUCGCUCUGUGUCAAAGGUCAUGAGGCAAAUCGACAACCUGCGGGACCAACUUCUGCGCAUCCUUGGCAACGAUACUGAUACAAUUGAACGCAUUGGCGAUGCAGACGACAUGGAGCUGUUCUUUCAGAACAUCGACAGCAUUUGUUCUGCUGCACAGGAAAUCACGUUUGAUGGUGAUGGAAACGAGGCUCUAUGUAAAUUGUUGCUUGAAAACAACGAUAAACCAAAUGGAGUCAUCACGUUGAAAAACGGAAAGGUAAAAAUGAAAAAGAGCGGGUCCUCGCCAGGUGAUCUUAAAGCUGUGUUCGGUGUUGACAAAAAGGACGCCGUGCCAGACAGCCAUUAUUAUAAAAAUACUAAAGAAGCGUUAGAAAAAUACAGAAACAAGGGUGGUAACUCUGACGGAACACGUCCCGGAAACGGCGAUAGAAACAAGCUCGUGUAUAAGAGCGAGGCCGUGGACAGUUGGUCAGACACCGACACGGACGAGGAAAUGUCCGCACUGGAGAAAUGUGAUGGUCAGAAGUACAAAUGGCCAAUGCUCAACACAAACGACGAGAAACGCAUAGAGAAAGAGAAAAAGUUACAUACGCUUAUGACUGAAAUAGAUGACCUCAUGGAUGAAGUUGGCCUCACUGACAACAAGGCACAUAGCAACGGUAUAACCUACGAGGUCCUCAUGAUGGGCAGUGGUGAAAUGACGAAGGUAACGGAGAAGAAAGAAAUCCCAAAGAAGAAGGUGAAGAAAUUCGACACAAACCCCGACAAGUUCAAGGCAGCAAGAUCUAAAAUCCCACUGAAAAAGGCACGAAGCCAGCCAGAUCAGUUUGUGGAAGAGUUCGACAAGUUGCUCAAUGAAUGUGAUAAGAGUGAUAGGAAAAAAUAAAAAAGUCAAUGUAAAUGUCACACAAAAAA
Molecule: messenger RNA, 1585 nt
Organism: Ruditapes philippinarum (Manila clam)
Lineage: Eukaryota; Metazoa; Mollusca; Bivalvia; Venerida; Veneridae
Exons: 9
Coding region: 159-1556 (465 amino acids)
Source: RefSeq, a predicted model, not a curated record